AUGGCGGCGCAUAAAACAUUCAUUAUUAAGCGUAAAUUGGCUAAGAAGGCAAAACAAAAUAGGCAAACCAUUACCCCAAUGGGCUCGUAUGAAGACGGGAAGCAAGAUCCGCUACAAUGCGAAAAGAAGACAUUGGCGCCGAACUAA
Loa loa (African eye worm) is the source of this 147-nucleotide messenger RNA. RefSeq lists its product as hypothetical. NCBI's taxonomy places the organism in Eukaryota, Metazoa, Nematoda, Chromadorea, Rhabditida, Onchocercidae. The record is from RefSeq and is a predicted model, not a curated record. The coding region runs from base 1 to 147 and encodes 48 amino acids. The transcript has 2 exons.